CCUCUCUGCACUGAGGGAGGAGGUACUGCUGUUGGAGACUGACUGUAGGACUAUAAUCACAGACUGCAGUCAAAGACUUUCACCAUGACUGUUAUAACCAGCCUACUUCUGAUCACAGCAAUCUUUGCCAGUGUUAAAUGUCAAACACUGAUUGAGUCUGAACCAGCAGUUAAAAAGCCUGGAGAAUCUCACAUGCUGACCUGUACACCCUCUGGGUUCUCAUUCAGACACUACUAUUUGCACUGGAUCAGACAUGCUCCUGGGAAAGGGCUGGAGUGGGUGGCCGAGAUCAGUCCUAAUAGCGAUGUCACAUGGUAUGCCAAUUCUGUUCAGGGAAGAUUCACCAUCUCCAGAGACAACAGCAAGAACCAGCUGUAUUUACAGAUGAACAGGCUGGCAGCUGAAGACACUGCUGUGUAUUACUGUUCCAGAGACACACACUAUAGCUACUUUGACUACUGGGGUAAAGGCACUCAAGUCACCGUUGCCACAACAUGUGCACCAACCUCCCUCUUGCCUCUAAUGGCAUGCGGGUCUAAAGGAUCCGAUCAGCUGACCCUGGCCUGCAUCGCCCGCAACUUUUCGCCUGCUUCUUCCGUGACCUUCCAGUGGAAGGGCCCCAGCGGACGAGCCGUGUCUGACUUCACUCAGUACCCAGCAGUGCAGAUCAAUGAGUUCUACACGAGCAUCAGUCAUGUCAGUGUAAAAGCGGCAGAGCGGGAGUCCUACAGUUGCUCCGUGACCCAUCCCUCACAGUGUAUGAACAAGGAAGUGACUUUCCAGAAACCAGAUGGUCACUGUGUGGAACUCACACAGCCAGGCUCUAUGGUUGUAAAACCAGGACAGUCUCUGACCAUCUCCUGUAAAGUCUCUGGGUAUUCCCUGACUGAUAGCAGCUAUGCUACACACUGGAUCAGACAGCCUGCAGGGAAAGCUCUGGAGUGGGUGGGAGGAGGGGGCAGCAGUGCCCUAAGAAUAGAUACUAUGACCUUCAUCUUCAGAUUUUCUUAA
Messenger RNA from Anguilla rostrata (American eel), 1011 nucleotides. RefSeq names its product Ig heavy chain Mem5-like. Gene Ontology annotation, molecular function: antigen binding. The record is from RefSeq and is a predicted model, not a curated record. Gene Ontology annotation, biological process: immunoglobulin mediated immune response. Gene Ontology annotation, cellular component: blood microparticle. Lineage: Eukaryota; Metazoa; Chordata; Actinopteri; Anguilliformes; Anguillidae. The transcript has 6 exons. The coding region runs from base 85 to 1011 and encodes 308 amino acids.